Messenger RNA from Heteronotia binoei (common prickly gecko), 3275 nucleotides. RefSeq names its product A-kinase anchoring protein 17A (gene AKAP17A). Gene Ontology annotation, cellular component: nuclear speck; cytosol. NCBI's taxonomy places the organism in Eukaryota, Metazoa, Chordata, Lepidosauria, Squamata, Gekkonidae. Gene Ontology annotation, molecular function: protein kinase A binding; RNA binding. The record is from RefSeq and is a predicted model, not a curated record. Gene Ontology annotation, biological process: regulation of RNA splicing. The transcript is spliced from 4 exons. The coding region runs from base 272 to 2305 and encodes 677 amino acids.
AUUUCUUCUACAAACCGGUUUUGUGCUGCAAUAUUUCUUGCACACAAAUCUGUCCAUUCAUGGUCUUUGUGUGAUAUGUUUUGACAAAUUCUAAUGGAACUUAAACCAAGACAGGCCAGGCCUUGUCUUAAAUCCCCUCACUGCAUGUACUUUUCAAAGUCUUAACAGUUAAAAUGGUCAUUUAUUCAAAGAAAGGGACCACUUUUCCCCAGUGUCUUCAAAAUAGAUAAGCCUACAUUUUUCUUUGCUAGCUUUUUUAUUAGUCACAGGUAUGGCAGCUGCUACAAUAGUUCAUGACACUUCAGAAGCAGUGGAGCUCUGUGCUCCUUAUGGGCUUUACCUUAAACCCAUUACCAAAAUGACCAUCAGCGUGGCCCUUCCUCAGUUAAAGCAGCCAGGGAAGUCCAUUUCUAACUGGGAGGUGAUGGAACGGCUGAAAGGAAUGGUGCAAACUCAUCAGUUUUCAACUUUACGGAUUUCAAAAAGCACCAUGGAUUUCAUCCGCUUUGAAGGAGAAGUAGAAAAUAAGAGUUUGGUUAAAUCCUUUUUGGCUUGCUUGGAUGGGAAGACUAUCAAACUCAGUGGCUUCUCAGACAUUUUAAAAGUUCGUGCUGCAGAAUACAAAAUUGAUUUUCCUACUCGACAUGAUUGGGACUCCUUCUUUCGUGAUGCAAAAGAUAUGAAUGAGACUCUGCCAGGAGAAAGGCCUGACACUAUACAUUUGGAAGGUUUACCUUGUAAAUGGUUUGCACAGAAAGAUUCUGGCUCAGAAAAACCAAGUGAAGAAGUUCUUAUCAAGGUGUUUAGUAAAUUUGGGGAGAUACGCAAUGUGGAUAUACCCAUGUUGGACCCUUACAGGGAAGAAAUGACUGGCAGAAACUUUCAUACUUUCAGCUUUGGAGGCCAUUUGAAUUUUGAGGCUUAUGUUCAGUACCAGGAAUAUGCAGGCUUCAUCAAGGCUAUGAAUGCUUUACGUGGAAUGAAACUGAUGUACAAAGGGGAAGAUGGCAAAGCAGUGGCUUGUAACAUAAAGGUUUCAUUUGAUUCAACAAAACACUUGAGUGAUGCUUCAAUUAAGAAACGUCAGCUUGAAAGGCAGAAGCUUCAAGAGCUGGAAAAACAAAGAGAAGAACAAAAACGCAGAGAAAAAGAAGCUGAGGAAAGACAAAAAGAGGAGGAAAGGAGACAGAAGGAACUUGAGGAACUGGAACGAGAAAGAAAAAGAGAAGAGAAAUUGCGGAAGAGAGAACAGAAACAAAAGGAUCGUGAAAUUCGUAGGAACAAGAAAAGACUUGAAAAAAUGCAAGCUGAAGAGCAGAAAAAACUUCAAGAAAAAAUAAAACUAGAAGAGAGGAAGCUUCUUUUAGCGCAAAGAAAUCUUCAUUCCAUUCGACUAAUUGCUGAACUGCUGAAUAGAGCCAAGGCAUUAAAGCUGCUGGAGCAAGAACACAAUGAGGAAAAGGUCCGCCUUCAGCAGCUCGAAGAGAAGAGGAAGCUGCAAGAAGCUGAACUUCGUCGUGUAGAGGAGGAAAAGGAGAGAGCUCUUCGACUGCAGAGGAAAGAGAGGGAAUUAAGAGAGAAACUAUUAAGCAACCUCAUGAGCAAGAAGAUAGAAGCAACCCAUUUGAAAAGGAUAGAACUUAAUUCUGCUCCUUUGAAAGCAAUUGGGGGUGUUUCCCACUGUGUCAUAUCUACCUCAGCCCAGUCCACCUUGGCCAGACCCAUUCAGUGCUAUCAAAGCAGCAUAUCACCUAAUGAAAGCAUCAGUCCUCAGCUGAAAUACCUAAAUGGAAGCUUUCCGGAGCCGGUUCACAUCAAUGAACCGAAGACUGGUAUUAAUAACAAAGAGACUGUUUCUGAAGAAAAUAGCUCAGGUGUCCUUUCUUGCAUCCCUGUAAAUCAGCAAUAUAGGAAUGCAUCAGAAUAUGAACAGAAGACAUGCAAAAAAGACUUAUUGACUGAACAAGACAAGUGUAACAGAGAACCCAGUAAGGGGAAGAGCCAUUCAUACAGAGAUAUGCAUAACCAUCACAGCAAAGAAAAAACUGAAAAGAACAGACAUAAAAGAGACUUAAGCAGUGAGGAUGAAAAAUACAGAAAGGAUAGACAUCACAACAAAAAAUAUGCUGCAAAAAGUAGCAGUCCUUGCCAGAGAAGUUCAAGUCGAGAACAUGCACGAGAGAGGCGAUCCUUUAGUAGAGACAGGGAGCAGGAUAAAAGAGGAUGCAGUCAUGGUCACAAGAGCAAGAAACAAAAACAUCAAAAGAGAUCUUUGAGCAAUCAAAGAAACUCUUGGAGUAGGUAAUUAAUAUGACUUGGCCUUUUUGUAAGAGUUAUCUCAGGCAGGACUGGAAUGGACCCUCUGCGGAAGGGCGGGGGGGGAGGGAUGGAAACCCUGAUCAGUUAUUUUACUUGAAUAUAGUUUAAUGGAGCCAAAAUGCAUAUAACCAGGCAUUUUGAAAUUUUCUUUUGUGACUUCUCAUCUAUCAACUCUGCUGGCUUACUACUACUAUAGCAUACAUUGAGCAUUCUUGCUCACACUUUGACUGACUUUCAUGGUCUUCGCUUAUUUCUUCCACUGGAUCCCUUUUAAAGAUACAAUCACAGCAGCCUCUUUUUCAGAAACUGGCCUGUGUAUGCUUCGAGAAGGAAACAUGAACAUAAUAAGUAAUUAUGUGCUUGAAUCAUAUAAAUUCAACAAUUCAGUGCAGGAUGUUUUGCUACCUGAGUUGGUGCUAGAUGCAACCAUAAAGGCAAACCUAUUUUUAUAAAGUGCCAUGAUGGUUCUUGAGCAAUGCAUAUUUGAUAGCGUGAUCUAGGGCUCAAAUAGUCAUGGUAUUUGAUUCUAUUAUUCAGUGUUUCAGAUUUCUGUUUAAAAUAUGCACACACACUCUAGGAAUUUAGAGCCUUGGUGAAAGUACACAUGGGACUGCUGUAGUAUUUGAUGUUCGACUAUUUUGUUCAUACUGUUGGUUGAAAUACCUCUCCUCAUGCAGUUGCACAGACAUCUAUCUUUUGAAAGAGGGGCCUUCCUGCUAAAUUAUUUUUACUUGUAAUGUUCAGAUUCAAAGUUGCUAUUUCUCUUAACUAUGUUUAUAAUAUCUUUGCUUCUGGAAAUAAAGUUCAGGAAUUUCCAAAAAGAGAAGACGUUAGCAUUGCUGUGCAAAAACCAGCUUUACCAUCUUAUGGUAAAAACACAAAAGCCAUUGCCAGUGAACCCAAACUGCUGUUUCAUAUUUUAGUACAUUAAAGAUCUGUACAUUUACUGCAUUAAA